UUCAUUUGUUUUAAAAGAGAAUAAUGGCGACUACUUCUGAUAAAGGAGUUUUGACCCGGAAACUGGGUGCUUCCGAUUAUAAUCCAACUAGAUAUGUGGCAGAAAUAUCUCAGAGAUGCGUUGGUGGUGAGGAGAUCCUAGCGCAGCGGAAGAUGAUACAAGAUCUAUCUGAUGAUACAAAUACUCUUCUCAAACAUAAUGUUUAUAAAAACUAUUCUCAGUUUAUCGAGACAGCAAAAGAGAUUUCUCAUCUUGAGAGUGAUAUGUACAGGCUAUCCUCAAUGAUAACUGAACAAAGAAGAUUUUUGACGGGACUGCUCGAAACAAGUAUACUUGGAGAUACUGUACCCCUCACACAUACUCUAGAUAUAGAACUAGAUGUACAGCAGGAAGAAGAAAUGAAGCCAAACAACAGGCAGGAGUUGGGUCGCAGGAAUCUAAUAGAUCUGAUGGAGAAGGUGGAGGGAGGCAGGGAUAUUAUUGAUGUACCCUCCAGGUUUCUUCUGUACGACGGUGACUUAAUAGAGAUGGAUACAGGAGAGCACUCCGCUAUACACAGAGUACAUAUUUACCUAACUAAUGAUAGUAUCAUCAUUGCAACUUGGCUUAGGGAAAAACGUGGACCCGUCAGAUUCAAGCUCUCAAGCCAGUACUCCUUAAACUCCUUUGCAAUGGUGAAUGUGCGUGACCUAGCUGGAGUUACAAAUGCCUGGAAGCUGUUGGUCAGCCCAGAACCUAGGCUCUUCCAGUGCAAAGACGCAUUAUCGAAAAAGGAAUGGUUGGCUGCAUAUGAAGAAGCAAAGGAGUGGCAGAGAACUGGGGGUUUAGAGCCAGCGACUAGGAAACCAGUAAAACAAAACAAAAAACCAGAAAAACAAGCUGAUAACCCUUUCAGUGAACCUGAGGUUGAGAUAGAGGUUGAUGUAAAGGAAGAAGACCCCCCUGAGCUCCCUGAAUGGCUGAUAGAACUGCCAGAUACUCUAGAUGUUCACAUUGCACAGCGCGAGUUUGAGUCAGCUGUAGAAAUUAUCCAGGAGGCUGAAGAGGAUCUAGAGAGGAGGGAGGAGUGCCAGCUGAUCAAGGAGCUCAAGGAGAUCAACCAGGCGAGGAAGGAUACUCUCAUACAGGUUUUGCGAGGAGAACUGAAUUUGACUCCAGACAAAUCCAUGCAGGGAGGACCUAGGACUGCUAGGAGAGCAGUCAAUCUUUUAUCAGGUUUACAUAGACAAGCUGAGGCAAGAGAUUUAUUUCUAACACAUAGGACUACUCUCCUCAGGCAUAAUGUGAAGAGUUGCAGGGGAGAAGGAAAUACGCAUCAAUAUCUAACAAGGAUAGGAAAUACAUUCUUCCAACAGAUAGCUGAGACAUGCAGGGAAUUCGAUAAAUGUUUCCUGAGCCCGGAUUCAGGUCCUAGUUCUAGCUCCAACUCCAGAUCUAGCUCCAGCUCCCUACUCAUGUGGUUGGAGGAGGAGUUGGAGUGGUUUGUUGAGAAGAUUGAUAAACAGCUGUUCAGCAAUCAUGCUCCACUCCCAGGCAUAGCAGAGUCAGUUAAUAGGUUACGUGAGCAGGCUGGGAAACUUCUAGGAUUUGGUUUGGAUGUCGUCUUCCUGCUGGAUAAUCGUCUUCAAGGUGGGAUAGAGAGGGUUAUAUGUGAGGCUCGGGACAAGGCGAUAGAAGCUGUUAAACUAAGAUGGGGAGAAGAGAACUGGAGACCUCAUCAUGCUGGGUCAAGGUCUGGUCUGGAGAAGUGUCUGGUAGAGAUGAAUCAAGCUGGAAUAGCGUCAGCUAAAACUUAUCUUAAUGCAGAUGGAGAAUUAGAUCUUACCUUAAACUCAGUUAGUUUUGGAUUAUCAUAUUUAACCCUGACUGAUCAUCUUCUGCUGCUGUUCACCCCUGGAACCAGGCACUUGGUGAAUGAGAGCUUAAUAAGUGUUCUACAUGCUCAGCUCAGGCAUUUAGAUCAGGCAGUGAGGGCAGAUAAGGUUGAGGGAGCUUCUAAAAGUUUUAUCAUGAAGAACGCGGGAUUUCUGCUGGAUACUGUACUUACAUUAGUAGAACAUAAAUAUCAGAGUAAAACUGGUUCUGAGUGUCCUAAACUAUCUAAACUACACUCUAACUAUGCCUGGUUGAAAGAAGGAAAAGGUCCUGUAACAAAGUAUCAAGACAACAAUUUUGUUUAGAAAGUAAAUUUUUCAUUUUUCCAACAUCAUUCCGAUAGCUAAGCUACAGGGCUAUCCACAAAGGAUGAGACGUUAAUAACGACAUAUAACUCUUUAAUUCUAGACUUCUGAGGUUUUAAGAUCAUCUUCGGUCUAAGGUAUCAAUGUAAGAAAAAGGACAC
Molecule: messenger RNA, 2341 nt
Organism: Eurytemora carolleeae
Lineage: Eukaryota; Metazoa; Arthropoda; Copepoda; Calanoida; Temoridae
Gene: Exo84
Product: exocyst complex component 8
Exons: 22
Coding region: 24-2180 (718 amino acids)
Biological process (GO): Golgi to plasma membrane transport; intracellular protein localization; exocytosis
Cellular component (GO): exocyst
Source: RefSeq, a predicted model, not a curated record